This is a messenger RNA of Auxenochlorella protothecoides, 906 nucleotides long. RefSeq names its product DDI1-like protein 2. Gene Ontology annotation, molecular function: aspartic-type endopeptidase activity; protein binding. The record is from RefSeq and is a predicted model, not a curated record. The coding region runs from base 1 to 906 and encodes 301 amino acids. The transcript is spliced from 4 exons. NCBI's taxonomy places the organism in Eukaryota, Viridiplantae, Chlorophyta, Trebouxiophyceae, Chlorellales, Chlorellaceae. Gene Ontology annotation, biological process: proteolysis.
AUGCAGCUCACUGUUGUAGCUGAGAUUGACGGGCGAGUCCUACUUGUGGAUCUGGACGGCUCGGACGAGCUGAGCACCCUGACGGCCAUUGUGGAGGCCGAGACCGGCAUUCCAGCUGCCGCUCAACGCCUCACGUUGGGCUCUCGCACCCUGCAGCCCGACCAGACCCUCGGCGCUCAGGGACUGGCGGAAGGCGACCUCCUCAUGCUGUCCCUGGCUCCAACUGGCCGUGCCCCCGCCCCGAGCCAGAACCCCUCGUCCCUGCGCGCCUUCCUGAGGCCGGACGGAAGCGCAGAGGACCCAGGCGCGCUCCUGCGCAUGCUGGCCUCCAACCCACACGCACUGUCCCAGCUCCCCCCGGAGCUGGCGCGGGCGGUGCGGGACUCGGACAUCCCCGCCUUCCAGGACGAGAUGCGGCGCCUGACGGCAGAGCGGGUGAGGGCCGACGAGGAGGAGGCGCGCUUUGCCCGCAUGGCGGCGGAGGAUCCCUUCAACCCGGAGGUGCAGGCGCGGCUGGAGGAGGCCAUUCGACAGAAGAACGUGGCAGAGAACUUUGAGGCUGCCAUGGAGUACAACCCUGAAGCAUUCGGGAACGUGACCAUGCUGUAUGUGCUCAUGCAAGUAAAUGGGGUGGCCCUGAAGACGUUCGUGGACAGCGGGGCCCAGGUGACCAUCAUGUCACAGUCUUGUGCGGAGCGCUGCGGCCUGCUGCGUCUCAUGGAUACCCGCUUCCAGGGCACGGCUGUGGGCGUGGGCUCUGCCAAGAUCCUCGGCCGCAUCCAUAUGGCGCCUCUACUGGCGGGGGGGCACCAUCUGCCCAUCUCUAUUGCUAUCCUUGACAACCUGGGUCAGGACUUCAUUUUUGGCCUAGACAACCUGCGGAGGCACCAGGUGCGGAAUUGGUGA